Molecule: messenger RNA, 2271 nt
Organism: Gymnogyps californianus (California condor)
Lineage: Eukaryota; Metazoa; Chordata; Aves; Accipitriformes; Cathartidae
Gene: TMEM186
Product: transmembrane protein 186
Cellular component (GO): mitochondrion
Source: RefSeq, a predicted model, not a curated record
GCGGAGGCAUGGCGAUGGCUAGGCUCUGCAGAAUUAGGACUAAAGUCGGCAUGGCACCAUCUUUUGGGAGUUGUCUACAAAAUGAGCUCUGGACGAGGCCAUGGAAAAAGGAAGAUGCUCGCCCACCCUGGUUUUUUGGUACAUGGGAGUGUUUGCAGUCACAAAACCAGCGAGUUAAUGGUGUUAAUAAUUAUCUUGGGACGCGAGAGCCAUCUGCAUGUCUCUGCCGCUCAGCCCCUGCUGCUGUGGUCCGACAAAAGGCUGUGGAUGAGAAAACAGAAGAGUUCAAACUGGUCUACAGGUUUCCGGGGAUUAAGUACUGCAGGGUACUGUCCAGACUGAAGCUGUUACAGACUGCCACCACCGUGGUCAUGCUGCCUCCCAUCUGCUACCUCUAUCUGCAAGACCAGGUUUCUCAGAAUAUCCUCUUGUAUACAACUGGCAUUGCAUUCUUUGCUGGUGCAAUGUUGUAUGGUAUGAGCUACUUUUUCAGACGAAUUAUUGGAUUAAUCUACUUAAGUGAAACUGGCCGUACUGUCAAAGUGGCCCACUUGACGUUUUGGGGAAGACGGAAUGACAUUUACUGUCCCGUAGAGACAGUGAUGACUUUGGAUGAAGUUGGAGAUAGCAAGGGGGAGCUACUUCUCCAGUUCAAACGGUAUAAUAGUACAGAUAUUUUAUAUUUUACGAUUAAGUUUGGCCAGAUUGUAGACAGGCAGAAGUUUACUCAAAUAUUUGGAGAACUUGAGUGAUACAGCAGCUGAUUUCCAGUGAUUUUCCUUGUUGCGUGUUCAUUGUGCUUAUUCUUUUGUGAAGUUUAAUUAGUUUACCAAACUGACAUACUUCUGUCAUUUUCCUGCGCAAAGCCUGCUGGUAAGUGCUUUCGUGUAGAAAUGGUAAAGAACAAUCCACUGGAUUAAAUGUCUUUGCAGCUUGUUUAAGCCGUGAGCUGCGUCUCUGCCAUGUCGGAUACAGUGAUGUGCAUGGUGCGCUGUCACCAGCAGUUCCAAGUCUAAACUGUCCUGCUUGGAACGUGCAGUAGGAGGCUGAAUUACUGCUGCUGACCCCGAUUGUUUCAGCUGCCCUCUUAGAUUGUUUUGAAACAGGAAAAACUCUUGAAGUGAAAUGCAGUAACUCUGCCGGAGCAUCCUCACUUUAAAUUGUUUCUUUUAGCGAAUUCUAGGUUGAUUGGGAAGCCUCUUGAAAUUAAAACUCGUCUCAUAUGUACAUAUGAUAAAUAAUGCUGGAUGUCAGAGAGAUACAUGCUUAUGCGUUAAUGAAAUUGAGGUAACUGGAAAGAGCGGUAUAUAAUGCUGUAUAAGGUCUGUGGGGUCUCUUGUUAAGGUCUUCCACGAUGUGAACGUAACUGGGCAAAACAAGGGUGUAUGUUGCAAGACACACGGACAGUUCAGCUGUAAGGGUAAGUGAAAGACUGGGACAGCAUUUCAGGAGCCUCUCGUAGAAAUUGCUUUCCCAUUGGAAUCAAGGAAAAACAUCCCUAAAUUAUGAUGCUGUGCAUUUCCGGGACAGUCUGUGAUCCUUUGUUCAGUUUGGAUCCUAAUGAUCAUCUGAAAUUUUGGAACUACUUGUCCUUCUUUGCAUAUAUUCAUGUUUGUGUUUGUUUUGUAUGUAUGGAUGACAUUUAAUCAAUGCUGUAACACUGGAGUUGCAAAUACUUCAGGAAAUGUUACCAAAAUUAUCUUAGACUAUGUGAGUUAAGCAGUCUUCUGUGAAGAUUACCAUAUAGCCUGGGAAACAAGUUAUCUGUAUCCCUUGAUUGAUACUGAUUGAUACUGAUUUGGGCCUAUUUUAACAUCAAAAGCUCUGUUGCCAAAUACCCUUUCCAGUCCCUACUCCCCCAGUCUGGGUUUACGUAAAAUGAAACGAGAAAAGGUAAGAAGGACGCCUAAAGCUAUGUAGAAUUAAGGCUGAAAAUAUGUGUCCUUUGUAUUCAGUUGAACUUGCAGGGUUGACCACCUGAGAACCUGUGUCCGUGAAGGACAAUGGUCGUAUUCUGUGGUGUUAGUAUGAUUCCUCCUUUUCAAAAACCAAAACCUCAGUAGAAAUGAGGAGCUGGAUUUAAACCCGAGAAAGAAUCAAACCUGAUCACUUGUAACAUGUAAAACUUUUUUUGAAUUGGCAGAAGCAAGUUAACUCCUUACACUGCUCUUCUAGCUGUUACUUCAUUUGAAACUGGCAAAUAAACUGACCCUCACCAACAGAGAAAUUUGGAGUGUUCUGUUCCCUGUUUCUUCCUCAUGUGUAUUGAAA